AUGGGGGCGAUUCCGAGUGUGUGCGUUGAUGACGCUCCAUCAGCCACAACUUCCUUCCAGGUUGAGGCAUCGCCUGAUCAGGAUGCUGUCGAGAUUAGCAGUUUCAAGUUCAACAGCAAGAGCCAAAUCGAGUUCAUCACAGAUGUUGAAGGCCACUGGGAGUACUUCCUACGUUUCAUUGACCGGAGCAGCAUUCUGUACUGGGAUGGUGAGGACCGCGGUGUCUGGGGUCCUGGGCUGCUGCGGCUACGACGUCAAGGAGUGCUCGUCUUUGGCGGUGAUGCGCCAGACAAAGGUCCCGGGGACAUUCGUUUUAUCAAGACGUUGCUCAGCUUGAGAAAGCGCUUCCCCAACCAGGUCUAUUUCAUUCUGGGAAAUCGCGACCUCAUGAAGCUGCGUUUCAUGGCUGAGCUCAAAGAAGUAGAGGAGCCAGGAAUGGUCUGGACUCCAAGCUGGGACAGGAAAGCCAUAUCUUUUGAACAGUUCCUGGAGGAUCGUAAAGGCGAAAAUAUCCAGCGCGACUUGAUCGGCAAGCUGAAGUGGCUUCUUCAUUGCACCAUGGGUUGCCAGGACACCACCUUCAGCACGAGGAAGAGCGAGCUUGCCUUGCUUCGGGGACGUGCCUCCGACCAGGACGUCUUGGAGAGUUAUGUCAGCUCCGUGGAUCCUCGCAGUGCUGACCCCUGGAUGUUCGAGUUCAUCUCUUUGGGGCAGAUAGGUCUCGUGCUUGACACCGCUCUUUUCGUGCAUGGCGGGCUGAGAGAUGAGAAUUUGGGUUGCAUUCCUGGACACUCAGAACGAUGGGAUGACGUCCAAGAGUGGGUCGAUCAUCUAAACGCCUGGAAAGACCAGCAGCUGGCAGAGUACGUAUCCAAGCCCUACUUUUACACUGACAACGGCGUGCUCAAACGAGGUGGCGAGACCCUGAUCGAGUACGGCACUCCCGGUGGAGGUAAAGAGACAGUUGUCUACGUCAACCCGUUCAAGGACGGAAACCCUCAGCAACGCUCAGAGAAGGUGCAAGACUACCUGGAAAGGUCGGGCAUUCGCCGCGUUCUUUCCGGACAUCAGCCGCACGGGCAGACUCCAACAGUUGUUCGGCAUCCCAGGCAUGGUCUGCUGUGGAUCACGGCAGACACAUCGCGAUCAGACAGCACGGCCAGCAAGCUUUUCAACCCCGCCGACAACAGGGGGAGGGCAAUGUCCAUUGUGAGAGUUUACUCCGAGUCUGUGGAGAUCGAGGGAACACUCGUGGAUGGCAGACAGCACAGGUGCCUUGUGCACAGCAACCCUGCGAAGGACAGGUUGCCCGACGCCCUGGUCGGGCGACAGCUAAAUGACGGCUCAUGGGUAAAGACCAUCGUUUUUCCAAGCACGCCGAUUGAAGGCGAGACUGAAAGCGUGCCUCGCUUGGUUCACGAUGUGAAGUUGGUGCAGACGGCUCUUGGGAAAGGCUUCAAUGUCAAGGUUUCCGACCUCCGAGAACAUACAGCCUGCUUGUUGCUACGGGACGAGUUCAAAACCCGCGACAUCUUCAGGGUUUCUGUGCGAGACUUCCAGGCCUCGUCGAAAUCUCAGACAGGACUCGAGGACUGUCGGGAUGCAGACCUCACGAGCUACUCCAUUCAGGCCUGGGUGAGCAUUUGUCACGCUUCCCUGGCCUUUGCUUCGCAAGUCUACCUGGUUGUCUACAAAGAUCGGGAUGGCUUGUUUGCAAACCUGGACGGCGCGGGCGACUAUGACAUCAUCAAGUGUCUUCGUUGCCAGGGUGCCUCCACAUGGAUCGAAUGCUGCCACGACCCUCCGAGGAAGUAUCCCGGUAUCCUGAAGCGCGGCGAUCGCAAGAUCGUAUGGUUCGAAGUCUGGCGCGAGCCCUCCACGACGGUCCCAGACGCCAUGCCACAGACUGCAUGCCAUGGCCGGUCAGAAGUUGGAGAUAGCUCCUCCCUCUUUACGCUGUCCCGUAAACGAUGCGAGCUUGCGCGAUUGGACGGUGGUGCGGAUGUCCACAUGGAGCACUUUCUGGAGGCGGCGAGCAUCUACACCACAGUGCUGGGUCAGUUGGGUACUGCAUCGUCAACGGUCGCAGCGGACAUCGGCAAGAAUUUGCGAGGAGUCCAACAGUGCCUCAGCUCCGAGCCCGAAACAAGAGCGACAUUGAGGGGGUUCCUCGAUGUGGAGAAGGCCACGCGCCAGCAUCAAGCCGCUGAGCCGAACCACUGCCAGCUCGCCGACCCCAGUGGUGCUAUGCAGUUGCAGUGGCUGCUGCGCGGCCUGGGUUUCUAUGCUCGUUUCUUGCAGCUGCAGCUGGAAGAGUAUCCUGAGGCUGCUGCUGAGGCCUACAAUGAGACUCUCGCGCAGUACCACAGCACGCUCACAGCCUUCACAUUUCAGUUCCUCAUCAAGGCGAUGCCUUCGAAGGAUUCUCUUUGCGGCCUUCCGGCCCUAAGUGGCCCGGGAGCUGCGGCCGAGGCAGCAGCAGCUGCCAGUGAGCUCUCCGCUUUGGUGAAAACCAUGGUCAAGAUCUGCCAAGAGCAGCAACUCUGGCAGAGUCAUCGUGUUUGA
Messenger RNA from Symbiodinium sp. CCMP2456, 2565 nucleotides. The record is from the annotation of a GenBank genome assembly. NCBI's taxonomy places the organism in Eukaryota, Dinophyceae, Suessiales, Symbiodiniaceae.